This is a messenger RNA of Ctenocephalides felis (cat flea), 1167 nucleotides long. RefSeq names its product acetyl-coenzyme A synthetase-like. Gene Ontology annotation, molecular function: acetyl-CoA synthetase activity. Gene Ontology annotation, biological process: acetyl-CoA biosynthetic process. Bases 1 to 1167 code for a protein of 388 amino acids. NCBI's taxonomy places the organism in Eukaryota, Metazoa, Arthropoda, Insecta, Siphonaptera, Pulicidae. The transcript has 6 exons. The record is from RefSeq and is a predicted model, not a curated record.
AUGCCGUCGGAAAAAAUGGUGUUCGAACCGAAUCCUAUGAUUUCAAAAAACGCUUAUGUAUCGUCAAUGGAUCAAUAUCGGAAAUUGCAUAAGGAGUCUUUGGAGAACCCCGAAGGAUUCUGGGGCGAUGUCGCUAAGCAGUUCCAUUGGGAAGACCCGCCGUUGCCUAAUAAAUUUUUUUCCUACAAUUUCGAUAUAAGAAAGGGACCUAUCUAUACUAAGUGGAUGGACGGCGCCACAACAAAUAUUUGUUAUAAUUUGUUAGACAGGAAUGUCAGAAAUGGAAGAGCGGAUAAUAUUGCAUUUUAUUGGGAAGGUAAUCACCCGGACGACUACAGCCGAUUAACGUACCGGAAACUCUUAGAAGAAGUAUGCAGAUUUGCCAACGUUUUAAAAAAUUUAGGAGUUCGCAAAGGUGACAGAGUAUCUAUUUAUAUGCCAAUGGUUUUGGAAUUGGCAAUUGCUAUGUUAGCAUGUGCUAGAAUAGGGGCUGUUCAUUCGAUCGUGUUUGCAGGUUUUUCAUCCGACUCUUUGGCCGAAAGAAUGACAGACUGUCAAGCGAAAGUCCUCGUAACUGCUGAUGGAGCAUGGCGAGGUGAGAAACCAUUACAUUUGAAAGCUCUUUGUGACGUAGCUAUGGAAAAAGCCGAAAAGCUGGGCCAUCGCGUUCAAAAAUGUGUGGUUGUCGCUCAUCUGAAACGUGUCACUCCUGGAACCAGCGAGGAGAUCAAUGGAGUCGAGACUCCUAUGACAGAUGGCCGCGACCAUUGGUGGCAUGAGGAAAUGGACGAAGUUGAACCAGCAUGUUACCCAGAAUGGAUGGCUGCUGAGGAUCCAUUGUUCAUGCUUUAUACAAGCGGCUCCACUGGUAAACCGAAAGGGGUUCUACAUACUACAGGUGGUUAUCUAUUGUAUGCUGCCACCACAUUUAAAAUGGUUUUUGACUACAAGCCCGAUGACAUCUACUGGUGCACUGCUGAUGUAGGAUGGAUUACUGGACAUUCGUAUGUUGUCUAUGGACCAUUAGCUAAUGGCGCCACCUCCGUUAUGAUCAUUUUGGUGUCACUCACAAUGAUCCUCAAAUUGAAAAUGCAAGUGACAGUCGUUAUAACAGCUAAACUAUACAGAUUUUUAGAUUGGGUCCAAAAGGAUAAAAGUGAAGUAUGA